Messenger RNA from Drosophila bipectinata, 5030 nucleotides. RefSeq names its product dual oxidase (gene Duox). The record is from RefSeq and is a predicted model, not a curated record. Gene Ontology annotation, biological process: response to oxidative stress. Gene Ontology annotation, molecular function: peroxidase activity; heme binding; calcium ion binding. NCBI's taxonomy places the organism in Eukaryota, Metazoa, Arthropoda, Insecta, Diptera, Drosophilidae.
CUAGGCCCCACCGGACGCAGGUUGCUGCCAGAGCCCUCGCCCCCCACCCGCUCCACACUCUCCCGCCUCGCUCCGGCUCCGGUUCGUGUGUGCUGGUGAGAUUGCAGACGAAGACGAGAGUGAAUGUGAAUGUGAAACGUGUCGCGCAUGCGCCGCGUCGUCUUCACCGUUAUUGUAUAGUACGCUAGAUCAACAUGUACAACCCUUAAGUGCGAAAUAAAUAAUCAAAAAAUGAAACGUGAAAUAAUGCAAAAUUAAAUAUAAAAUCAACCUACUCAAUACCAUAAGUUUGCUUAAUUAAUUUAACAAUAAAAUUGCACCGUAAUCGACCGAGUUUUGUGCUUAGUAACAAACAAAAUAGAAAUACAUAAUAAAUAUUGUUUCAAUCAAUAUGAGUGUUCCAAGCGCGCCCCGCCAGGGGGCAGCAGCUAGCAAAAAUCGAGAUCCAUGUCCAAAUAAAAAAUGCACACCGCGGCUCCAUUUGCUGGGAUAUGCCGCUAGCUGGGUCUGGCUAUUGUUACUGAUUAGUCUCAGCUUGGAACUGGGCUUCGUGCAUUGUUAUGAGAAAAUGUAUAGUCAGACUGAAAAACAGCGAUACGACGGCUGGUACAAUAACCUGGCCCAUCCAGAUUGGGGAUCCGUAGAUAGCCAUCUGGUUCGCAAGGCACCGCCCUCUUAUUCCGAUGGUGUCUAUGCCAUGGCAGGAGCCAACCGGCCCUCCACCCGCCGGCUCAGCCGAUUGUUUAUGCGCGGCCGGGAUGGUCUGGGAUCGAAAUACAAUAGAACAGCCUUACUAGCCUUCUUUGGACAGGUGGUGGCCAACGAGAUCGUGAUGGCUUCCGAGUCGGGCUGUCCGAUUGAGAUGCAUCGCAUUGAGAUCGAGAAGUGUGACGAGAUGUACGAUCGGGAAUGCCGGGGCGACAAGUACAUACCGUUUCAUAGGGCGGCUUACGACCGGAGCACCGGACAGAGCCCGAACGCGCCCAGAGAACAGAUAAAUCAAAUGACUGCUUGGAUUGAUGGCAGUUUCAUUUACAGCACCUCCGAGGCCUGGCUCAACGCCAUGCGCUCCUUCCACAACGGCACCCUGUUGACGCAAAAGGAUGGGAAGCUGCCGGUGCGCAACACCAUGCGGGUGCCGCUCUUUAACAAUCCUGUGCCAAAUGUGAUGAAGAUGCUCAGUCCGGAGAGACUCUUUCUGUUGGGAGAUCCUCGCACGAACCAGAAUCCUGCAGUGCUCUCCUUCGCCAUCUUAUUCCUGAGGUGGCACAACACUCUUGCCCAGCGCAUCAAGCGCCUGCAUCCCGAUUGGAGCGAUGAGGACAUCUAUCAACGGGCUCGCCACACAGUGAUUGCCAGUUUGCAGAAUGUGAUUGUCUACGAGUACCUGCCAGCCUUUCUUGGAUCAGCUUUGCCGCCCUACGACGGCUACAAGCAAGAUGUUCAUCCUGGGAUUGGUCACAUUUUUCAAGCGGCUGCCUUUCGUUUUGGUCACACAAUGAUCCCACCGGGAAUUUACAGACGUGAUGGACGGUGCAACUUCAAGGAAACGCCCAUGGGAUAUCCAGCUAUACGUCUGUGCUCCACUUGGUGGGACUCCAGCGGAUUCUUUACCGAUACCAGCGUGGAAGAGGUUCUCAUGGGUCUAGCUUCCCAGAUAUCCGAAAGGGAGGACCCCGUCCUAUGCUCCGAUGUGCGGGACAAGCUUUUUGGACCAAUGGAGUUUACGCGCCGAGACCUGGGAGCUCUCAAUAUCAUGCGUGGUCGCGAUAAUGGCUUGCCAGACUACAAUACAGCUAGAGAGUCCUACGGCCUGAAGAGGCACAAGACCUGGACGGACAUCAAUCCUCCGCUUUUUGAAACGCAGCCCGAACUCUUGGACAUGCUGAAGGAGGCUUACAAGAACAAGCUGGACGAUGUGGACGUCUAUGUGGGUGGCAUGCUGGAGUCCUACGGCCAACCCGGAGAGUUCUUUACGGCUGUGAUUAAGGAGCAGUUCCAGCGCCUCCGUGAUGCCGACCGCUUCUGGUUCGAGAAUGAACGGAACGGAAUUUUCACACCUGAGGAGAUUGCGGAGCUGCGUAAAAUCACACUGUGGGACAUUAUUGUGAACAGCACAGACGUGGCCGUCGAUGAGAUCCAAAAGGACGUAUUUAUGUGGCGCAAGGGGGAUCCCUGCCCGCAGCCCAUGCAGCUGAAUGCCACUGAGCUAGAGCCCUGCACUUACCUGGAGGGCUACGAUUACUUCUCUGGCUCUGAGCUAAUGUUCAUCUACGUGUGCGUUUUUCUGGGAUUUGUGCCCAUCUUGUGUGCUGGAGCUGGUUACUGCGUGGUCAAGCUUCAGAACAGCAAGCGUCGGCGUCUGAAGAUCCGGCAAGAGGCGCUGCGAGCUCCCCAGCACAAGGGCUCUGUGGACAAGAUGCUGGCGAGGGAGUGGCUGCAUGCCAAUCACAAGCGUUUGGUUACAGUCAAGUUCGGUCCCGAGGCAGCCAUCUAUACUGUGGAUAGGAAGGGCGAGAAGCUGCGAACCUUCAGCCUCCAGCACGUGGACGUGGUCAGCGUAGAGGAGUCCGCCACGAAUCACAUCAAGAAGAAGCCCUAUAUCCUGCUGCGAGUGCCCAGUGAUCAUGAUUUAGUGUUGGAGUUGGAGUCCUACGGAGCUCGUCGUAAGUUUGUGAAGAAGCUGGAAGAUUUCCUUUUGCUGCACAAAAAGGAGCUGACCGUGAUGGAGGUCAACAGGGACAUCAUGCUGGCCCGUGCCGAGACCCGCGAACGUCGCCAGAAGCGGUUGGAGUACUUCUUCCGCGAGGCCUACGCCCUGACCUUUGGCCUGCGGCCAGGGGAACGACGAAGGCGGUCGGAUGCCUCCAGCGACGGAGAGGUGAUGACCGUGAUGCGCACUAGUCUGUCCAAGGCGGAGUUUGCCGCUGCUCUGGGAAUGAAACCGAACGACAUGUUUGUCCGCAAAAUGUUCAACAUCGUGGACAAGGACCAAGACGGCCGAAUCAGUUUUCAAGAGUUUCUGGAGACUGUGGUGCUGUUCUCGCGCGGAAAGACGGACGACAAGCUGAGGAUUAUUUUCGACAUGUGCGACAACGAUCGCAAUGGAGUCAUCGACAAGGGCGAGCUGAGCGAGAUGAUGCGAUCCCUUGUGGAGAUCGCAAGGACAACGAGCCUGGGCGAUGACCAGGUCACCGAGCUGAUAGAUGGCAUGUUUCAGGACGUGGGCUUGGAGCACAAGAACCACCUAACCUAUCAGGACUUUAAGCUCAUGAUGAAGGAAUACAAGGGUGACUUUGUGGCCAUUGGACUGGAUUGCAAGGGCGCCAAACAGAACUUCUUGGACACCUCCACGAAUGUGGCACGUAUGACGUCCUUUAAUAUUGAACCGAUGCAGGACAAGCCGCGUCACUGGCUGCUGGGCAAGUGGGAUGCUUACAUCACGUUCCUCGAGGAGAACCGCCAGAACAUUUUCUAUCUUUUCCUCUUCUACGUGGUGACCAUUGUCCUGUUUGUGGAGCGAUUCAUUCACUAUUCCUUUAUGGCUGAACACACGGAUUUGAGGCACAUUAUGGGUGUAGGCAUUGCCAUCACCAGAGGAUCUGCCGCCUCGCUUUCGUUCUGCUACUCUCUGCUGCUUCUGACUAUGUCAAGGAACCUCAUCACCAAGCUGAAAGAGUUCCCCAUCCAGCAGUACAUUCCAUUGGAUUCGCAUAUCCAGUUCCACAAGAUUGCAGCCUGCACGGCGCUCUUCUUCUCCGUGCUGCACACCGUGGGUCACAUAGUCAACUUCUACCAUGUGUCUACCCAGUCGCAUGAGAAUCUGCGCUGCCUGACCCGGGAGGUGCACUUCGCCUCGGACUAUAAGCCAGACAUCACCUUCUGGCUCUUCCAGACAGUAACUGGCACAACAGGCGUCCUUCUCUUCAUCAUCAUGUGCAUCAUCUUUGUGUUUGCCCAUCCCACGAUACGAAAGAAGGCGUACAACUUCUUCUGGAAUAUGCACACGCUCUACAUCGGCCUUUACUUGCUAAGUCUGAUCCACGGGCUGGCCAGACUGACAGGUCCACCUCGCUUCUGGAUGUUCUUCCUGGGUCCGGGCAUUGUCUACACCCUGGACAAGAUCGUCUCCCUGCGCACCAAGUACAUGGCACUGGAUGUAAUUGAAACCGACCUUCUGCCCUCGGAUGUAAUCAAGAUCAAGUUUUAUCGGCCGCCCAACCUGAAGUACCUGUCUGGCCAGUGGGUGCGUCUGUCGUGCACAGCAUUCAGGCCGCAUGAGAUGCACAGUUUUACGCUGACCUCCGCCCCGCACGAGAACUUCCUCAGCUGCCACAUUAAGGCCCAGGGACCAUGGACUUGGAAGUUGCGAAACUACUUCGAUCCCUGCAACUACAAUCCAGAGGACCAGCCCAAGAUCCGCAUCGAAGGACCGUUCGGGGGCGGUAAUCAGGACUGGUACAAGUUCGAGGUGGCCGUCAUGGUGGGCGGUGGCAUCGGGGUGACCCCGUACGCGUCCAUUCUCAACGAUCUGGUCUUUGGAACCAGUACCAAUCGGUACUCGGGAGUUGCCUGUAAGAAGGUGUACUUCCUGUGGAUCUGUCCCUCGCACAAGCACUUUGAAUGGUUCAUCGAUGUGCUACGCGAUGUGGAGAAGAAGGAUGUAACCAAUGUGCUGGAAAUACACAUAUUCAUCACGCAGUUCUUCCACAAAUUUGAUCUGCGAACAACAAUGUUGUACAUCUGUGAAAACCACUUCCAGCGACUGUCAAAGACUUCCAUAUUUACGGGUCUUAAGGCAGUCAAUCACUUCGGGCGACCGGAUAUGUCCAGCUUCCUGAAGUUUGUUCAAAAGAAGCACUCUUAUGUAUCUAAAAUAGGAGUCUUCUCCUGCGGCCCACGACCGCUGACCAAGAGCGUGAUGUCUGCCUGUGAUGAAGUGAAUAAAACACGAAAAUUGCCUUAUUUCAUUCACCACUUUGAGAACUUUGGCUAAGUGUUCGCCAGCGAUUUGUACUUCAAUCCUGCCA